GUUAAAGGGUAAAUAUAAGUAUAUUGUGAUAAUAAUGAGAGAGGGAAUAUCUAUGAUCACCGUGAUGAACGUUGAGGGAACUCUUUUCUCAUUACCUAAACUUUCAUGUAUCGACUUGUCGGAAACUCCCACCAGUCAGUCACUCGACUGCAACGUUUCCUGCAGUGAUGUGAAAUAACUGCGUGUAAGAAACCAGCAAAACUCUAGUUCACACCCUCUCAAUGCAAACCAGAGGCAUGAAAUAAGAACACAAAAGAAGAUAUUUUAAAGUAUGUCGAUAACAAACGACAUUGGCUCUCAUUGACUUCCAUUGGAAAAAUGAGAGACAGGCUGAGUGAACUGGGAUGCGUUCCAAGCAAAGUCGUCCAGACGGUCGACCCUGUCGACGAAGGAGAAAAUGUGGACGACAACGAAAUCGAACAGCACGCGAUGGUGUUUGAUGGAGAAGACAUCAUGGAGGACGCCUUUAGAGAAGCCCAGUCCAUCCAGAAGGCAAUCGCUCAGCUCAGGAUGGAGGUGAAGAGACUGGGCAAGCAAAACACUCGCUUUCUCACCUCCGUCAGACGCAUCAGCAGCAUCAAGCGCGACUCGAACACGAUUGCGCGCAGCAUCAAAACCAAAGGGGAUAACCUGUACGCCCGCAUACAGAAGAUGGACGCGCUUUGCAAGGAGCUGGAGGAAAAACACACAACCAACUCGGCUUUGGUGCGCAUGGUGCGCCACCAAUUCGUCUCCAUAACGGGCUCGUUUCACGAGGCCAUGAACGAAUACAACAACGCCGAGAUGGCGCAGAGGGACAACUGCAAGACACGCAUCCAAAGGCAGGCAGAGAUCAUGGGUAAAGAGGUCACCGGAGAUCAGAUCGAGGAGAUGAUCGAGACGGGCAAGUGGAACGUCUUCUCGGACGACUUGCUCACGGAGGGGCGAACCGCUCGCUCAGCGCUCACUGAGAUUGAGAAUCGCCGCAAGGAGCUGUUGGAGUUGGAGAGUCGUAUCCGGGACAUCCACGAGCUAUUUUUCCAGUUGGCUCUGCUGGUGGAGGAGCAAGGGCCCAUGGUGGACAACAUUGAGGCCAACGUGUGCUCCGCCGAGGACUAUGUGGUCAAAGCUAUGACCCAGAUCAAGAAGGCUGUUAAAUACAAGAAGAAAAACCCUUGUCGACAGCUCUUCUGUUGCUGCUUUCCGUGUUGCAAUAAAUGAUACCAGCGUGCAAUUUAGCAGAUGUGUUAUACCAAACAUGCAAGCUGCAUUCAUGUGAACAGCGGUACAGUGUUAACCACAAGUCACGUGAUGUACAGUGGGCUUUGCUAAAAUACCCUUGCUAACAUGAAGAACACAUUCAUCGUCCAGCGUCCGCUUGGUGACGGGCGCGCUUGAGAAAAACUUGGCGACUGUUGGUGAACCACAGGAGCUGCGAUGUAAAUGAGCUGAAGUGACAGUGCAAUCGAACGCUACGGUUUCUCACUGCGAGUGUCACAGGCUGUUUAGUCGAUGUGUUAAAGAUAUCAAAAUGAAAGCUGUAAAACACGACACUUGUUUUAUGGCCUUUUAUAGGCGUGCAGAUCUUAUUCAAAAACAUGCUUUAUUAAAUAAAUAUGGCUUGUAUUUUAAAACAAAUGUAUUAAUUUAAUAAAUGUUUUAAAUAUUCUUGACUGUCUUUGUGGGGGUCUUGUUUUUACUGGUUUGCUAGGAUUAACACAACCUUCCUCUCUGCGAUACUCGUAUGAGAUCAUUUGUGCAAUGUUUAGUAUUGCAUCAGUGUUGCUUUCCAAAGCAUGAGUUACUUCUGCAAUACAGGAUUGUGUAAAAGUGUGAAAUUGUGCUUUCAGUGCCUUCUGUUUCAACUGGAACCAAGCAUAGUUUUGAAGUAAAACCACACUUGACAUCUCGAUUGAAAAAUAGAUUUUUAUUCAUAGUUAUUUUGUAUGUUUAUUAGCAACUUCAAUUUUUCAAGUCGGAAUCAUUCAGUGCGUUGCCGUUUUUCACCGAUAGAUGUCUGGCUUUUAUUUAAAGCGAUAGUUCACCCAAACAUGAAAAUUCUGUCAUCAUUUACUCACCCUCUUGUCAUUUCAAACCUUUGUGACUUUCGUUCUUCCGCAGAACAUGAAAGAAGAUAUUUCGAAGAAAGCUGGUAACCGAAAAGCAUUGGACCUCAUUCACUUCUGUUGUAUGGACACAAAACCAAUGCAAGUGAAUGGGGUCCAGCUAACAACGUUUUUCAAAAUCUCUUUUGUGUUCUGCGGAAAAAAGAAAGUCAUACAGAUUUGAAAUGACAAAAGGGUGAGUAAAUGAUGACAGAAUGUUUAUUUUGGGUGAACUAUCACUUUAAAUGGAGACAAGGCACUAUUAUAACUUGAGUAAACUAUACAUACAAUUAAAUGUAUAUAAUAUUUUGUGUGUAAUAUAGUAAUAAGAAGAUUAUUUGUAAAGAUUGUUUUGGUUACAGCUUCACUUUCAAUAAAAAGCCCAUGUGGGGUUGUAUUACAAACUUUUGUCAUGAUAAA
This is a messenger RNA of Triplophysa rosa, 2504 nucleotides long. It is a transcript of the gene stx11a, whose product is annotated as syntaxin 11a. Gene Ontology annotation, molecular function: SNAP receptor activity; SNARE binding. The coding region runs from base 319 to 1200 and encodes 293 amino acids. Gene Ontology annotation, biological process: synaptic vesicle fusion to presynaptic active zone membrane; exocytosis; intracellular protein transport. Gene Ontology annotation, cellular component: synaptic vesicle; SNARE complex; plasma membrane. The transcript is spliced from 3 exons. The record is from RefSeq and is a predicted model, not a curated record. NCBI's taxonomy places the organism in Eukaryota, Metazoa, Chordata, Actinopteri, Cypriniformes, Nemacheilidae.